Molecule: messenger RNA, 1759 nt
Organism: Thamnophis sirtalis
Lineage: Eukaryota; Metazoa; Chordata; Lepidosauria; Squamata; Natricidae
Gene: PINK1
Product: PTEN induced kinase 1
Biological process (GO): protein phosphorylation; regulation of apoptotic process; positive regulation of mitochondrial fission
Cellular component (GO): mitochondrion
Molecular function (GO): ATP binding; protein serine/threonine kinase activity
Source: RefSeq, a predicted model, not a curated record
AUGGAUGCAAAGAGCAUGCGCGUCCCUCUCGGGCGCCUCCCGCCGGCCCCGCGGCGCCUGGGUCUGGCUCUGGGGCUGGGGCUGGCGCUGCUGGAGCCCGCGGCGGCCGAGGAGAGGCGCGCGGCCUCAGCCUGCAGGGACAUCCAGACCAUCUUCCUCCCGAGGAACAAGCCCCCGAAGGACCCCCUGGGAUUGUUAGCCCGGCGAGGCUUCAGCCUGGAGGACUAUUUCAUCGGCCAGUCGAUCGGCAAAGGCUGCAGCGGGGCCGUGUAUGAAGCGGCCGCUCCUGCCGAGCCCCCCGGGGACGGAGGUCGGGGGCCCAAGCGGAAGGAGGGCGCUGGGGGCGCCUCGGAGGCCCAGGGGGCGGCAGAGGCCGAGGGCUGGAAGGAAGGAUUUCCGCUGGCUAUCAAAAUGAUGUGGAAUAUUUCGGCUGGUUCCACGAGCGAAGGCAUCCUGACCACCAUGUCUCAGGAACUGGUCCCAGCCAGCGGACGGGCCCUUUCCGGAGAGUUUGGGGCCGUUGCCAGGCCCAGGGGAGGCCUCUGUGGGAAGAAGUGGCUGAAACCCCACCCCAACGUCAUCCAGGUGAUCCGGGCCUUCACCUCCCAGGUGCCACUGCUGCCGGGCGCCACGGUGGACUAUCCGGACGUCCUGCCUUCCUCCCUGAGCCCCUCCGGCAUUGGGCACAGCCGCACCCUCUUCCUGGUGAUGAAGAACUACCCCUGCACCUUGCGUCAGUUCCUUUCCGAGGGGCGCCCGGACCCCUGCGUGGGGGCCCUGAUGAUCCUGCAGCUGCUGGAAGGGGUGGAUCACCUCGUCCGGCAGGGAGUCGCUCACCGGGAUCUCAAGUCAGACAACAUCCUGGUGGAGUUCGACCCGGCAGGCUGCCCAGGGCUGGUCAUCACCGACUUUGGCUGCUGCUUGGCUGACCAGCGGCUGGGCCUGAAGCUGCCCUUCCCCAGCUGGUAUGUGGAUCGCGGGGGCAACACCUGCCUGAUGGCGCCUGAGGUGGCCACGGCCGUGCCAGGCCCAGGCGUGGUGAUCGACUACAGCAAGGCGGACGUCUGGGCCGUGGGGGCCCUGGCCUACGAGAUCCUGGGGCCCGGGAACCCCUUCUACGGCCAGGGGGGCCCUGCCCUGGACAGCCGCAGCUACCGGGAGGAGGAGCUGCCCCCCUUGCCUGCCCCGGCAGCCCCGGAAGUGAAGGAGCUGGUGGGGAGGCUCCUGAGGCGGAACCCGGCCAAGAGGCCAUCGGCCCGAGUGGCGGCCAACGUCCUCCACCUGAGCCUCUGGGGCGAAGCGGCUGUGGGCCGGCCGGGCCUCCCCCUCCCGCAGCUGGUGGCCUGGCUGCUCCGGCAGUCGGCCGCGGCUUUAAUGACCGAGCGGCUGGGUGGCGGCCGAGGGGUGGUGUCCGGCUUGAAGAGGGGCUUCCUGGCCGGCCUGGACUACGAGGAGCUGUGCGAGGCGGCGGCCCUGCUCUGCUGCUGGAGGGGGGCGGCCUGUCCUGCCCCCCAGUAGAAGCGCCCCUCCCCGUGUGGGUGGAGGGGGGGGAGUGGCGUUUUCUGCCCAGGGUUUCAUCCAGCUGGGAGGAGGCGGCUGGCAGUGGCCCCUUCGGAGGUCAACCGCAGCCGGGCUCCCCUCCUGGCCUCCCGCUUGGCCCAAGUAGCACCCGUGUUCCCGUGUGGUUUUGGGUUGCGUGUCAUUUGAGCUCCUUUGCUUUCCCGUUUGAGCACCUAGGAAAAAGCCCAAAGGCCCAGAG